AUGCCCGGUGUCAUCAUGGAUAAUGCCGGCGUUGAUGGAUCUUUGCGACAUUCCGGCCUUAAUGAAGUGACAAAUGGCGCACCGAGUCGCGACAAAUCCCACCAGCUCCCUACUUCCAUCAACGGACCGGUCCAUACGAAUGGCUUGAGUAGGGAUGUCACAGCUUUGAAUCAAUCUUCAAAAAUGACCCCCCAAAGCAUGGAACACCCCGUUUCGACUCCAUUUGAGCUACCGCAUAUCACACAAGGAUUCUUUCCAUUCGGUACACUUGUGAACCGAGCAGCGCAGCAAUGUUGGAUUGACCUCUCUGAGUUGGUCACAGACUUGGCUGCAGUAUCAGUCUCCUCCCAAACAUCCUCUCUUCCAGCUACAAAUGGGAAGUCUCUGGGGAACCAGUCCGUGGAAAAUGUAAACAAGAAAGUGCGAAUCUUAGAUUUUGCACACGCCAAGAGGGCCGAAUUCAUCAAGCUCCUGGUUCUCUCACAAUGGAGUCGCCAGGCAGCAGAGGUCAGUCGGCUCAUUGAUAUCCAGGGCUUCAUUCGCACUCGACAUCAAGCAUAUACCUCCGCGGUUCAAUAUGUGGGUGAGAUGAAACGAGAUCUUGUUCGAGCGCAGGUAGCCAAUCCGGAUCUCAAAACUGCUUUAGAGGUUCUCUCCAAGGGCCGGGUAGCAACCCUUCCAGAUCUUGGCUACAAACCUCCCAAACCCUUAAAUGCAAGGGCAACGCUAAGAAAAUUACACAAAAUCAAUCGUAUCAUCAGCGUGCGGUUGGCAUUAUAUGAUCAAGUGCCGCCUCCAUUGCGGAAUUAUCGCGUCCAUGACGGUCGCGCUACAUUCACCGUACCUGGAGAAUUCGAACUUGAUCUUUCGGUUGCAGAAGAGGCAACUACAUCUCAAUUCUUUUUCGUGGACAUCCGUUUCCUCUUUUCACCAUCAUCUCCUAUACCGAAGGGCAGAAUCUUCGACCAGCUCGAUGCUAAAAUCAACGAAAUAUUACAUACUGAUGGCCUAAUGGGAUGCUUUGAUUUUCUUCAUGGUUUGGUCUUGACCAACAAAAUCAACACGCUCUUUAAACAGGCUGCAGACCUUGCUCGGGGUCUAUGGUCAGAUGCAUUGCGUAUUGAACUCCUUCAUCGAACACUGGUUGUCCAGUACUGGCCAGCAAGGACCGGACCAAAGAGCUGGCUAGAGAUCGGUGUUCAAAGAGGCCUGCGACACAAUGUUAUGAAUGAUCCUAGCAACCAAGUUCCUCGAAUAGGACUUCGCUGGAUGCGAGAUGGCCAGCAGGCAAAUAGCAAUGCUGUGCAGUUCGAUUCCAACGACCUUUCUAUGGAGCGCCUUCUGCGAAGCGUCAUCGCCUUGCACACCUCACAUUUGCUCUCCACCGCUUAUGCCGCCCUGAACAGAAGCCUUCUUUUCUCUAAUCAUGUGCUUUCACUACGGGCUCAUUUAUCCUCUACAGAACCUGGCGAUUGCUAUCUUGACGUACAAUUGACAUCCGCUCGUUCUCUUCGAGUUUCUGUCGAACCCUUGUCGGGGACCAUCACUCUGUCUGGUGCGCCAAUGACAUUGGAACGCCCUGAACACGAGCGACAUCCAAAUAAGUCGGCGAUUGAAGAGCUCCUGUCUCGUGUUGCGCGUCUACGAUGUGCCACUGCGAUUGAGGAAAUCGAAUUUGGUACUAAAGCCCUCGGCUUAGAGAGUAUUGGUCAAAGAGGCCUGGGACUUGACAUUCGUCGCCUGUUUCCUUCAAAUACUAUGCGUUCUGCCUUUUUCACCCAUCCUUUCUGGGAUCGUCGUUGGGUUGUCGCUGCCACAAGUAGUAUGGAUGGCGAUAGCUGGUGGUUGGUUCAACUUCGGUCUGCGGAAUCUAAUAACACAUCGCCUGCCCAUCCAGUCAGCACUACUCUGAUGUCCACACAACGGCGGUUCGACUACCUGGCGUGUGCAGAAUUAUUGCAUGGCCUGACAGGCAUGUUGGCAAUCUAUGCUAAUGCGCGGUUCUUGGCAGAACUACCCGACUCGCACUUUUAUCCUUCACUGGAGGGGUUGCAGCUGGGUUCAGAUCUUCAGGUACCGGACAUAAUCUUUCGCUACAAACCAGCCGCACUUCCUUCCUCUCUUCGAAUAGCAUUGCCUGCGGGGAUCGACCAGGGUUCCUAUUUGCAGGAUACUGUACGACUCUCUUUCCACGGAGUCGACCGUCAGAACCAGUCAGCUGUUCUCGUGGCCUAUGGUAGUCUCCGAUACCGUGUCAAGUCCCUUCUUUCACUAGUAUCCAAGGCAGACCCUUCAAUCCUUAUGCAAGACAAAGGUUCCGGAUUUGCCCUCCGCUUGCUCGUCCCGGCUGGAACUUCCAUCAUAAUUAGCCUCUUUGAACGCUUGCAACGGUUUGACUGCGUUCUUUCCAUCCUCCAGUCUUUGAUUAAGCAGGGAAUGAAACCCCAGUCAUUAUCUCUCUCUCAGGUUGCAUUCUUGUACGGACCCGACCAGAGUUUUGCUGCCCGGUUUGACAUCAACGUUUCUGGACCUUCUCUUUCCGAUUGUAUUGACGCACCUCACGGUCUUUCCAAGACCGAUUCUUUAUUCCGCCGACGUCUAAAGGUCACCUUUGACAGUCCCAGUCCUCAUCGUCGCAUCCAGGAGCCACUUACUGUUGCCUUGAACCAUCGUUUCUCGGAAACGGGUGUUGACUCCAUUAUUGGUUUCAUGACCGAUACUUUCCCACUCUUACAGUGUCUGGAUCAAAUCACUGUGGCCGUUCCGACGGAAUCUUCAAUCGUGCAUGUCACUGCACGCAGUCCGAUGGUCUUCCAAUUUCAUUACCCUCGAUUAAAUCAUCGAUUCCGGUUAUCUGCACGCCCCAGGCAGGGCCGUAUGGUGUGGUUACUGGAAAAUUCCAAUCGGUCAGACUCGCCCGAAGGCAGCCAUUCCGCAAGUGCUGUUAAAGACCAAAUCUAUAACUCCAAAGGCGAUGGCUGGCAGGGACUGGGUGAUGGCGCUAUUUCUUCCCUUGAGAAAAUUGGCAAUCUUCUUUACAAGCUGCAUUCGUCUCUGAGCGCAUGCCCCCCUGAGCCCAAUAUGCAAAAAAUCCAAAGGCAAGGCCAGCAGGGUAGCACAGCCGAGCAGCAACAAGCAGACGAUAUUAUCAGUGCUGCCAAAUUAGAGACUGCGUCACCUCCAAAAACAGAUGUCCUGGGCAAUGCUGAUGUCAUUACGAUUGACUAA
Messenger RNA from Penicillium pulvis, 3228 nucleotides. Its product is annotated as mediator of RNA polymerase II transcription subunit 14. Gene Ontology annotation, molecular function: transcription coregulator activity. Gene Ontology annotation, biological process: regulation of transcription by RNA polymerase II. Gene Ontology annotation, cellular component: core mediator complex; mediator complex. The coding region runs from base 1 to 3228 and encodes 1075 amino acids. NCBI's taxonomy places the organism in Eukaryota, Fungi, Ascomycota, Eurotiomycetes, Eurotiales, Aspergillaceae. The record is from RefSeq and is a predicted model, not a curated record. The transcript is spliced from 2 exons.